This is a messenger RNA of Vicugna pacos (alpaca), 2129 nucleotides long. It is a transcript of the gene SLC22A8, whose product is annotated as solute carrier family 22 member 8. Gene Ontology annotation, biological process: transmembrane transport. Gene Ontology annotation, molecular function: transmembrane transporter activity. The record is from RefSeq and is a predicted model, not a curated record. Gene Ontology annotation, cellular component: membrane. NCBI's taxonomy places the organism in Eukaryota, Metazoa, Chordata, Mammalia, Artiodactyla, Camelidae.
AACACAGCUUGGAGGAGCUGAGCUGCCAAACUACAGCAGCUGCCGGACGCGGGGACAGAGCAAGGGCUUCAGCCACACCGACCACCAGCCCCACCGGAGGGAGCCAGGCCCAGCUACCAGCUCCGGUUCAUCUUGCCCGGCACCAUGACCUUCGCCGAGCUCGUGGACCGUGUGUCCAGCAAGGGACCCUUCCAGUUCCUGCACACAGUCCUGCUUGGCCUCCCAAUCCUCGGCAUGGCCAGCCACAACCUACUGCAGAUCUUCACAGCAGCCACCCCCAUCCACCACUGCCGCCCGCCACCCAACGCCUCCGCGGGGCCCUGGGUGCUCCCCAUCGGCCGGAGUGGGAAGCCUGAGAUGUGCCUUCGUUUCGUGUAUCCACCCAACACCAGCCUGCACAAUGACACCCAGGGGGCCACUGAGCCCUGCCUGGACGGCUGGACCUACGACACCAGCAGCAGGGACUCCAUUGUGAUUGAGUGGGACUUGGUGUGCAGUUCCAACAAACUGAAGGAGAUGGCCCAGUCUAUCUUCAUGGCGGGCAUACUGGUUGGGGGGCCCUUGCUGGGAGACCUGUCUGACAGGUUUGGCCGCAAGCCCAUCCUGAUCUGCAGCUACCUGCUGUUGGCGGCCAGCGGCUCAGGCGCAGCCUUCAGCCCCACCCUCCCUGUCUACAUGGUCUUCCGCUUCCUGUGUGGCUGCAGCAUCUCAGGCAUUAGUCUGAGCACCGUGAUCUUGAAUGUCGAGUGGGUGUCCACCCGGAUGCGGGCCAUCAAGUCGACUGCGAUUGGUUACUUCUACACCGUUGGCCAGUUCAUUCUGCCCGGCCUGGCCUACGCCAUCCCCCAGUGGCGCUGGCUCCAGUUAACUGUGUCUGUUCCCUUCUUCUCCUGCUUCCUGUUGUCCUGGUGGCUGCCAGAGUCCAUACGUUGGAUGGUCCUGUCUGGAAAGUCCUCCAAGGCCCUGAAGACACUCCGGCAGGUCGCUGCCUUCAAUGGCAAGAAGGAGGAGGGAGAAAAACUCAGCCUGGAGGAGCUCAAACUCAACCUGCAGAAGGAGAUUUCUUUGGCCAAGGUCAAGCACAGCUUAGCUGACCUGAUCCGGACACCCAUCCUGCGCCGUAUGACCUUCUGUCUUUCCCUGGCCUGGUUUUGCACCGGUUUUGCCUACUACAGUUUGGCUAUGGGUGUAGAGGAAUUUGGAGUCAACCUCUACCUUCUCCAGCUCAUCUUUGGUGGGGUUGACAUCCCAGCCAAGUUCAUCACUAUCAUCUCCAUAAGCUAUCUGGGCCGGCACACCACAGAGGCCGCUGUUCUACUCCUGGCAGGAGGGUCCAUCCUGGCUCUCAUCUUUGUGCCCUCGGACUUGAUGACCCUGAGGACAGUUUUGGCCGUAUUUGGGAAGGGAUGCCUGUCCAGCUCCUUCAGCUGCCUCUUCCUCUACACAAGCGAGCUCUACCCCACGGUCAUCCGGCAAACAGGUAUGGGCGUAAGUAACCUGUGGGCCCGCGUGGGAAGCAUGAUGGCCCCGCUGGUGAAAAUUACAGGGGAGUUGCAGCCCUUCAUCCCCAAUGUCAUCUUUGGGACCAUCACCCUCCUAGGAGGCAGCGCAGCCCUCUUCCUGCCUGAGACGCUCAAUCGGCCCUUGCCAGAGACUAUUGAAGAUGUAGAAACCUGGUCCCUGCGGGCAAAGAAGCCAAAGCAGGAGCCAGAAGCAGAAAAGGCAUCCCAGAAGAUCCCUCUGCAGCCUAGUGAGCCGGGCCUGGGCCGCAGCUGAGGGCAACAGACUGUCCUUCCCCUGCCCUUCAGAGACUAACCCUUGCCUGUCUCUGGGCUCCGAGGGCACCUUGGGGAUGGCCCUGGAUGGAUCCAUGUUCCUAGGACACAGUCUUUGGAGAACUUGGUGAAGUUCACCAACAGAGGCCCCCAACCCAGCCCUGGCCAGCUCAAAGUUUGGGCCACAGGCUUUUGCACAACCCACCUUGCCUGCAUCCUCCCUGCAGCCCAGGCUGACAUUCUUCUGUCCAGCCCUUCCCCACUGGCCACUUCCCCCAUUGUUCCCACCCUCUUCCCUCUCUUGCUCCUCAUUUUUCAAUGGGAGAUUUCAAUAAACAGCAAUGGAGAACUCGA